CGGUCUCCAUGCAAUUGAUCCAAGACGGGACUUGAUAGAAUCAUUGCAAGUGCUUGGAGUGGGAAUUGCAUCUUCUAUCUACUUUCUGCACACAUUUUAUUUCAUCUUGUUUCCAUUGAGAACCCCCCCCCUUUGGCUAACGGUUCUUCCCGCAAUGGACACAGUGGACUCGGGGAGCACAUCGGAGAUCGAUGACCAGUCCAAGACUUGGGGAUCGGAUGCUCGUACCAUCGUCUCGCAAGGAGCUGAUGAUGCGAGCAGUGCUCAUCCGCAUAGUGACUGCGGCAUUGGCCAUCGUGUGUUGGCCAGCCGCUCCGUUUUGGCAUUGGUCAUUGACGAGGAGUGCGUCUUUGCGGGUUUGCAAGGCGGAGAUAUUGUGGCCUGGUCUUUGGAGACUUAUGAUUUGAUUCUCUCGGUGCAUGCUCACGAAGAAAGUGUGCUGGGUCUUUAUCUUUCUGAUGACGGCAAUCUUCUUUUCUCCAGUGGUGGUGACUCUGUAGUGAACGUCUGGUCUACAAGAACCUUUGAGCGCCUUUACUCUAUCUACUCCCACCAUGACGUGGGUGAUAUUUUCUCCGUGGUCUAUUCUUCAAGCAACCAAACUAUCUACUGCGGUGCUCAGAACACCAGUAUUCAAUGGUGCAACUUGUCAGAGGAAGGCUCGCUGAACCAAACCUCCGCUGCUCAUCCUUCUAAGCGGACUCAUCGCUUUUUCGACUCGCGUGGUCCAGACGGAACCCGUGCUCCACGCUCAUCAGACGGCGCCAACGCCGUUUCAGAAGGUGGUCGCGUGCUCACUUUCAAGCGCGAUCACCACAAGCUUUUCGCCCACCAUGGCUACGUCUACUCGAUGCUUCUAGUCAAAGGUCUCAUUGAAUCUGCACCUUCUGAGGAGGCCUUGUUGACUGGUGCCGGAGAUGGUGUCGUCAAGUUGUGGCGUCUGGGCCAGGAGCCCGGCUCCGCGCCAACGCAGAUUGCUAAAUUGCAGAACGGCGACUCGGUGCUUUCGAUUGCCGUCGAGGGAUCGCUGCUCUACUGUGGUCUGGCAGGUGGCGCUCUCAAUAUUUGGAAUCUCGACUCUCAACAGCUUGUGAAGCGGAUCGCCAGGCAUACUGGUGAUCUGUGGGCUGUGCACGUUAUCCAGGGCGUUGCGAUCUGUGGUGACUCAACGGGAACAGUCAAGAAAUUCAACUCUCGGUUUGAAGAAGUUGGUGGCUGGACCGCCCACCAGGGGACCAUGCUUGCCUCUGCAGUUGGCCGGGUCAAGGACCGUCAGAUCUAUGCCACCGGUGGAAACGACAACAGUGUCGGGAUUUGGGACUUGACGGAAUUCUUCCUCGCCCAGGAAGAGCUACCGCCCAUUAGCAAUGAUGAAAUGGUGAACAGUCUUGCCAAAUUCGUCUCAUUCAAGACCAUCUCUGCAAGCCCAAAGUUCACAGGAGAAUGCAAUCAAGGUGCAGCAUUCCUCCGUCGGCACUGCAACUAUCUCGGCGCCAAGACAAAGUUGUUGACGACCGGUGAAGACACGAACCCCAUUGUCUUUGCUCGGUUCAACGCGACAUCAACCGAGAAGGUUGAUAAGACAAUUCUCUUCUAUGGGCAUUACGAUGUUGUUGGGGCUGACACGAACCGUCCAAAAUGGAACUCGGACCCCUACCAACUCACUUCGAUCAACGGUUUCCUUUACGGUCGUGGUGUGUCGGAUAACAAGGGUCCCAUUUUGGCAUCUCUGUAUGCUGCAGCCGAUCUUGCCCGCACCAAGUCUCUCCGCUGCAACGUCGUAUUCCUCAUCGAGGGUGAAGAAGAGUCUGGCUCGCAGGGCUUCCACCAGACAGUGCGGGAACACAAGGCCCAGAUCGGACCCGUGGACUGGAUUCUGCUGGCUAACAGUUACUGGCUGGACGAUUACAAUCCCUGCCUUACUUAUGGACUACGCGGUGUGGUACAUGCCAAUCUAGUCGUGACGAGUGACCACCCUGAUCUUCACAGUGGUAUCGACGGCAGUGCCUUGCUCGACGAGCCUGUCAAGGAUCUUUCAAUCCUCGUUUCGACCUUGGUCGGGCGCAAGGGCAAAAUCAACCUCCCUGGCUUCCACGACCCGGUUCGGCCCUUGACCGAGGCCGAGCAGAAACGCUUUGAGGCCAUCUCCGAUGUUCUGCUCCCCCAGCACCCCGAGAUCCCCGACAGCCAAGCUUUGAUCAAAUCGCUCAUGUACCGCUGGCGUGAGCCUUCCCUCACGGUGCACUCGAUGGAAGUCCCCGGUAGCAAGAGCGGCACCACGACCAUCGCCCGUAAAGCCAAAGCGAGCCUGUCAAUCCGUAUCGUGCCCGACCAACAAGCAGAUGAGGUCGCCGCCAACCUGACAGCCUUUGCGCAAGAGCAAUUCGACCUUCUCGACUCGCAGAACGAACUUACCGUUGAGAUCACUGGCAAGUCUGACGCCUGGCUAGGAGACCCAGACAACGAGAUCUUUGCCACGCUCUCCGAAGCUAUCACCGCCGCUUGGACACCCGAUCAGCAAACAUCGAAACACCAGUACCCCGUCCCGAAACUGACUCCCGGCCGCGCAACCCCAAACCCCAAACCCACCGGCCCAGCAAGUCAACUUCUCCGCAAGGACUCCUCCGACAGCCUCGCCUCGCAUGUCGACCGUGUAAUUACAUCGACUACAACUUCCUCCGGCAAAGCCGCCGCUCGCAAGCGCUCAACGCAAGGCACAGCCCCAGUUCCCACAUCCAACACCCUCGCCAAAUCGGCCUCCACUCCCUCCCUUGAUUCCAGCUCACUUCCAAUCCGAGCCAAGUCAGACUCGGAAACCGAGUCAGACUCACCCUCUCCAUCGCCCUCAGCCACCAAACAAGAAACCCAAGCUACGUCUACGUCCUCAGCUGCCACCACCGUGAAACCCAUCUUCAUCCGCGAGGGUGGCUCUAUCCCAACCAUCCGAUUCCUGGAGAAAGAGUUCUCAGCGCCAGCGGCAAAUCUGCCCUGUGGACAGGCUAGCGAUAACGCGCAUUUGGAUAAUGAGCGCAUGCGUGUGGAGAAUUUGUACAAGAGUCGGGAGAUUUUCCGGUAUGUUUUCGCGCAUUUGGUUGAUAAGACAUGAUCUUCAUACAGAAGAGAGGGGUAAUAAGCACUGAGGAGAGACAAAAUGAAACUCAAUAGGGAUCUGUUUUGGCAUUUGCGUGGUGCUCGGGUAUUUUUUGUGCUUUGUUUCGUGUUUCGUGCUUGGCUUUGGACUUGCAUGUCCCUUGUGUAAAGUAUCGCUUAUUGAAUUGCAUACAUUUGAUAUAUCUCCGUUAAGA
Penicillium subrubescens is the source of this 3305-nucleotide messenger RNA. Its product is annotated as glutamine amidotransferase subunit DUG2. Gene Ontology annotation, molecular function: protein binding; peptidase activity. Bases 155 to 3106 code for a protein of 983 amino acids. The record is from RefSeq and is a predicted model, not a curated record. NCBI's taxonomy places the organism in Eukaryota, Fungi, Ascomycota, Eurotiomycetes, Eurotiales, Aspergillaceae. The transcript is spliced from 6 exons. Gene Ontology annotation, biological process: glutathione catabolic process; proteolysis.